AUGAGCCCCCUUCGAUGGGGGCUUCUGCUCGGCUGCCUGGGCUGCGCGCUCCCGCCGCGGGUGCGGGCGCAGUUCCCCCGCGUCUGCAUGACGGUGGGCAGCCUGCAGGCCAAGGAGUGCUGCCCGCCGCUGGGCGCCGACACGGCCGACGUCUGCGGCUCUCGGGAGGGCCGCGGCCGGUGCGCGGAGGUGCAGACCGACACCAGGCCCUGGAGCGGUCCUUACGUCCUGCGCAACCAGGACGACCGAGAGCGGUGGCCACGGAAGUUCUUCGACCGGACCUGCAGGUGCACAGGAAACUUCGCCGGCUAUAACUGUGGAGACUGCAAGUUUGGCUGGACUGGCCCCAACUGCGAUCAGAAGAAACCCCUGGUUGUCCGGCAGAAUAUCCACUCCUUGACCCCUCAGGAGCGGGAGCAGUUCUUGGGCUCCUUAGACCUCGCAAAGAACACGCCGCAUCCGGACUACGUGAUCACCACACAACACUGGCUAGGCCUGCUCGGGACCAACGGGACCCAGCCACAGAUCGCCAACUGCAGCAUUUAUGAUUUCUUUGUGUGGCUCCAUUAUUAUUCCGUUAGAGAUACAUUAUUAGGACCAGGGCGCCCAUACAAGGCCAUAGAUUUCUCACACCAAGGCCCUGCCUUCGUUACCUGGCACCGCUACCAUUUGUUGUGGCUGGAAAGAGAUCUCCAGCGCCUCACUGGCAAUGAGUCCUUUGCUUUGCCCUACUGGAACUUUGCCACCGGGAGGAACGAGUGUGACGUGUGUACAGACCAGCUGCUUGGGGCUGCAAGACAAGAUGAUCCGACUCUGAUUAGUCAGAACUCCAGAUUCUCCAGCUGGGAAAUUGUCUGUGAUAGCUUGGACGACUACAACCGCCGGGUCACCCUGUGUAAUGGAACCUAUGAAGGCUUGUUGAGAAGAAAUCAAGUGGGAAGAAGCAGUGAGAAAUUGCCAACUUUAAAAGACAUACAAGAUUGCCUGUCUCUCAAGAAGUUUGACAAUCCUCCUUUCUUCCAGAACUCUACCUUUAGCUUCAGGAAUGCCCUGGAGGGAUUUGAUAAAGCAGACGGGACCCUGGACUCUCAAGUGAUGAACCUUCAUAAUUUGGUUCAUUCCUUCCUGAACGGGACAAAUGCUUUGCCACAUUCUGCUGCCAAUGAUCCUGUUUUUGUGGUCCUUCAUUCCUUUACUGAUGCCGUUUUUGACGAGUGGAUGAAAAGAUUCAAUCCCCCUGCAGAUGCCUGGCCUCAGGAGCUGGCACCCAUUGGUCACAAUCGGAUGUAUAACAUGGUUCCUUUCUUCCCUCCGGUGACUAAUGAGGAACUCUUUUUAACUGCAGACCAGCUUGGCUAUAGCUAUGCCAUUGAUCUGCCAGUUUCAGUUGAAGAAACUUCAGAUUGGACCACAACCCUCUCAGUGGUUAUGGGGAUGCUGGUGGUCUUGGUUGCUCUUUUUGCACUGCUGAUUUUCCUUCAAUAUAGAAGACUUCGAAAAGGAUAUGCACCCUUAAUGGAGACACAAUUAAGCAACAAGAGAUACACAGAAGAAGCCUAGAUGCUCACGCCUUACCCUAGAGAAGAGGCUGGCCAAGGCUUAGUUCUGACCCUGACAGUGAGCAAACGAAUCCUCACUGUUUUUCCUUUCCUUGAAGAUCUUUGGCAUAGCUCCUCCUGUUGUGGGAUGAUCCCAAAUACAGAAGAUGCUUAGCUGUAGUUUCUGGUUCGCUCUGUUUAUCUAACAAACAAGC
Balaenoptera ricei (Rice's whale) is the source of this 1753-nucleotide messenger RNA. It is a transcript of the gene DCT, whose product is annotated as dopachrome tautomerase. NCBI's taxonomy places the organism in Eukaryota, Metazoa, Chordata, Mammalia, Artiodactyla, Balaenopteridae. Gene Ontology annotation, biological process: developmental pigmentation; ventricular zone neuroblast division; positive regulation of neuroblast proliferation. The transcript has 8 exons. The record is from RefSeq and is a predicted model, not a curated record. Gene Ontology annotation, cellular component: melanosome. Gene Ontology annotation, molecular function: dopachrome isomerase activity; oxidoreductase activity. Bases 1 to 1560 code for a protein of 519 amino acids.